AUGGUGCCCGAAUUCAAUGACCCUUUCAUCAUAUUGAGAAAGAUAUUUUUUAAUAAUUGCAUUAAUUACAAAAUAACAAAAUUUAGUAAUGUUUUGCUUAUUAUAAUUUAUUCACUGGUUUACUGUUUACAAAUAUACUACAUGUACAAGAAUUUUAGCAUAAACCUCUUAAUUAAAUAUGGCCCAAUAACAAUAUUCUUUUUACAGAUAAUUGUCACAGCAGUUUUUUGUGUUGCAAUGGAUAAGGAAAUGUUUGAAAUAUUAACAUUUUUUCAAAAAACUUGUUGGCCCCUUAAUAUCAUAAAAAAAGGUGUUCAAAUAAAGCUCGAGAGAAAAUGUCAGGUCAUAAGUAUCUGUUUAUCAUGCAUUUUGAUACUUAAUAUAAUGACUGUAAUUUUUAAUUAUCCAAAUUUUGGAACUCAGAGAGAUUUUUUCAUUUGUUUUAUAAUUUUUGAGGAAUAUUUUGGCGAAUGGUCGUAUAUUCCUUGUUAUUUCUAUUUCGUUGGAUUUUUAUUUUUAUAUUUUCUUUUCCUUAAAGUUUGUUAUAUCUUUGUUUAUGGAAUUUUAGAAGUUCAACUACAAUUCUUACUCAUUAAAGAAUAUUUAUUAGAAAUAUAUGAGUUUGAUCAUCUGAAAAGUUGGAAAUAUUUACAAGAUGUUCAAUACCAACAAGAAAUGGGAAAAAUUUUACGUCAGUGUAUUACGCACCACAAUGAUUUAAAAAAGUUGGUGAAAAUAAUUAUGAAUGUUGCAUUGAAAGCCAUGCCGUUUUUUCUACUAUUUGGAGUUUUGCUUCUCAUUAGCUGUUUCGCGUUGAUUAUAAAUUUUGCGGACACCAUGAGCAACAUUAUAAAAAUACGACAUCUCAUGUUUGCAAUAAAUACUUUUAUUCUCAGUUUUUUGUUGUGCUGGAUUGGUCAACAACUGGUCGAUGUGACGAGCAAUGUUUUUUUUACUUUGGCUGGAGCUCCUUGGUACUAUUGGAAUCUUAAAAACAUAAAAAUUCUUCUAACAUUUAUGACAAAUUGUACUAAGAAUGAGAGUAUUAAUUUGGCUGGGAUUUGUUUAGAUUACAAUAUGUUUGUUUCGGUCUUACGAAUCUCCAUUUCUUAUGCUCUAGUUUUGUACAAUCUUCACAAAAGUAGUGUCAUUUGA
This is a messenger RNA of Tribolium madens (black flour beetle), 1155 nucleotides long. RefSeq lists its product as uncharacterized. Gene Ontology annotation, cellular component: plasma membrane. Gene Ontology annotation, biological process: sensory perception of smell; detection of chemical stimulus involved in sensory perception of smell. The transcript is spliced from 7 exons. Gene Ontology annotation, molecular function: olfactory receptor activity; odorant binding. Bases 1 to 1155 code for a protein of 384 amino acids. NCBI's taxonomy places the organism in Eukaryota, Metazoa, Arthropoda, Insecta, Coleoptera, Tenebrionidae. The record is from RefSeq and is a predicted model, not a curated record.